AUGCUCCCAGAGCUGAUACAUGUUGCUCUCCUAAAGAAUGUGAAGCAGAAUGAGACUCCGGGGAAGGAAAAAACAGAGCCAAAAUCUGCGUCCAACACAAUGGCGCACCUGGGAAAACAGGAGCCCACACAGCCAAGCCACAGCCCAAGGUGUUUACACUUACUAGUCCUCUACUUUCAAGUUCAGGAAUCUCGGCAGACAUCAGCAGAUUUCCGUGUCUAUGUCGAAAACCACACAAGGAACCCAGAUGACCUGAGCCGCAAACAGGUCCGGAUAUAUCAGCUUUACAGCCGGACCACUGGGAAACACGUCCAGAUCCUGGGGAAAAAGAUCAACGCCAAUGGGGACGAUGGGGGCAAGUAUGCUCUCCUUGUGGUGGAAACAGAAACAUUUGGAAGCCAUAUCCGAAUAAAAGGGAAAGAUACUGGGUACUACAUCUGCAUGAACAAAAGGGGGAAAAUUGUUGGAAAGCUCAAUGGAAGGAAUCAGGAGUGUGUCUUUGUGGAAGAAGUAUUAGAGAAUAACUACACUGCACUGGUGUCGGCUAAGUACAAAGGCUGGUACCUAGGAUUCACCCGGAAAGGACGACCUAAAAAAGGCUCAAGGACUCAGCAGAACCAGCAGGAAGUUCACUUUAUGAAAAGGCACCCAAAGGGCAAAGUGGACCCACUACAGGAGUUCCGUUUCACCACGGUCACCAAACGAACUCGCAGGGCACGACGCUUAAAAGUCAAGUUCAACUCAAAUUGAAACAUGAAAAAGAAUCCCGGGUAUGUGUGUCAAAGGAAUACUGAACCACCUUGCCUUAUAUGUGCCGAAGGGAAAAAAAAAAACAGAAAGCAAAACAAAAAAAAAAAACUGAAAAGAUGUUUUAUUUUUAUACAUACGGAAUCAGGAAUUAUUCUGAUGUGCUCAAUUUCUUGUGGGCUGUUUAUUAUUAUUUAUAUUGAACAGAACGAACAUUUGUCAUUACCUUGCUGUUGCUACUUCUAAAGGUAAUGCCAGAAGAACAGACAGCUUUUUUUUGGCGUUAUCAGAAGCUCCUCUAGAGUCACUGACUAAAUUCUUAUCUGUGGAGAGUACCAGCAAGUGGAUGGGUCUGUUUAUAUUCAGCUGGGUAGAUGUAAUGGAGCCCAGAAGGAAAAGAUGGAAGCCCAUGAUAUUGACCUUAGCUAGUUCUUUAGCUAUAAGUGCAAUACCUUGUAAAGGGCCCUUUUACAGAAGAGGUUACUAAUGAAAGUUAUUCUGGGUCCCCAAACUCCAAACUUCCCUGCCUCCCUUUACAUGUUUUUUUUUAUAUGAUUUGAAGUCAGAUGUUGUAGCUAACAUACAGACUAACCGAAGAUGCAUAAUGAUAAAGUGAUUCAAGUUCAUUAUAAAUUUAAAUCUGUCGGUAACGUUAAUGGAAGGGGCCUUAAGUAAGGGCUUCGAUAAAUGACUGCACAUUCAUCCACCUCAGUGUUUACUUAGCUGGGCAAUAAUAGCAGACACUGUUUAGAGUGGAAACAAAGAGGCUGGAAGAACAGGACUCUUCCCUGGGAAGGGCACCAGUCCAUCUGAAAUCAUAGUUUUCCUUCCAACUGUAUUGACCAGUUGUACAUAAUUUAUUACAUUGGAAAAUAGGCAAGGGGUAAUUUUAUACCUCAGAUAUAUUCAUUUUGUAUUAAUUUAUUAAACAGUACUUUUUUUUGCAGAAGAAUAUAUGCCAAACUAAAUACUUCCAUAUAUGCAGUGCAUAUUAUAGUUGGAUAUUAUAUCAGUCACACCAUCUAAUGACAAUCCUCUCUCUAGUUACCACGAUUAACAGCACCUGUAAAUUAGUUGCUAUAUAAGUGAUACAUUGUCUUACAGUGAGGUAUUCACAUACAUAUAGCAUGUUAUAGUACAUAUGUGUAUCAUCAUAGCGCAUUCCAUUGCGGUUUUUACAGCUGAAUCCAAAACUGAAAAGAUCACAGAAUAUGUAGAUCUGUUUAAGACUAAAUACAGGCAGAGGGUGAUUGGAGUUCAGGGGGCCCAAAAUAGGCUGGUGUACUAAGCGGGCCAUUAUAAAAAUGAUUUAGUCCUGAUGUUGGUAGGGCUGUAACGUUAAGUCAUCUGCCGAGGGACACUGUGUAUUGUAUAUGAGAUGCUACCAACAACUUGACACAUUUAUGAUUCAAAGUGUAUGCAAACAG
Messenger RNA from Polyodon spathula (Mississippi paddlefish), 2174 nucleotides. Its product is annotated as fibroblast growth factor 18-like. Gene Ontology annotation, biological process: dorsal/ventral pattern formation; limb morphogenesis; positive regulation of protein phosphorylation. Gene Ontology annotation, molecular function: growth factor activity; type 2 fibroblast growth factor receptor binding; type 1 fibroblast growth factor receptor binding. Bases 1 to 750 code for a protein of 249 amino acids. Gene Ontology annotation, cellular component: cytoplasm. Lineage: Eukaryota; Metazoa; Chordata; Actinopteri; Acipenseriformes; Polyodontidae. The transcript has 6 exons. The record is from RefSeq and is a predicted model, not a curated record.